GGCGGCUUAACGCCACCCGUCUGUCCCAGUGUCGUUUUCAGCCUCCCCUUCCUCGAGUUGUGAGCGUCCAGGAAAUGUCGUGGAAAGUGGCUGGCGCAGAGCGGGCACCGCGCGGUAGCCGCGUGAAACAAGCAGUGUCCGUGGCCAAGUACAUGGUAUGGUCAUGUGACAGAGUAUUAUGCAGCAGUGAACGUAAAGAAACAGCUGUCGACACGCUUGGCUCGUAAAACUGAGCAAGAAAAGGUUACGGAAUGGUUGCACACAGACGGUACCGUUUACGGACCGGUUAAAAAGGUCACGCAGAUGUCUGUGUGCUGAGUGGGGAGCCGCGUGGGGUGAUGAGCCCCGGACUCAGGAUGGAGUUUACCCCUUGCCGUGUUUACGUCUGGGACGGGUGGUGGGUGCACCGUGCUUCUUACGGUAUUCUGUCCACCUUUGUGUGCAUUCCGAGUAUUUUAAAGAAGGAAAUGAGUUUUGAUGUGGAUUUCAUGUGGAUCACCGACUGUGACGAAUCUGUAAAGCUGAGGGUCUGCCUUACAAAAACCGUGGGAACGGAGACACAGGCAAGGCCGGGUUCCAGAGUAGGGGCUCACUUGGAGGAGGAAUUUUGGCGUAUAGUGAUAACUUUUGAGCUGCGGGCGUAAAACUUCUGUGGUGGUAAAAGUGGAAAUCAGUAAUUUACGUUCCUCCCACUUUUCAGGUCCGAGAACUGAUUCCUGUAAGUGCUGAUGCUUCGUUUCAGGGUCCUCGGCCAUGGGGGAGCCUCUGACUUGCAGAGGGGAGCCUCAGGCUCCUAACCGCCAGCUCAUGGCCUACUGGCUGCAGGAGCUCCAGCAGAAGAGGUGGGAGUACUGCAACGGCCUGGACGCCGCCACGUGGGACAGCAGGGCCUCCCCGGCCCCGGGGGACUUCUCGCAGGGUCUGGUAGCCAGAGACAACUCAGAUGUAAUUUACCCGCACCCAGAUGCCUCUGCAGAAAAAGCCAGAAAUGUCCUCGCUGUGGAAACCGCCCCCGGAGAGCUGGAGCAAGCAGCUCACCAGCCAGCCGCAGGGCACCCCAAUUCCAGUAAUUUCUCUUUCAAACAGUGGGGCACUGAGCUCAAAAAUUCAAUGUCGUCUUUCCGUCCUGGGAGAGGACACGGUGAGAGUCGCAAGAGUGUGUUUUAUACCAAUGAAGAGUGGGAGCUUUUAGACCCGAACCCUAAGGACCUGGAGGAGUCAAUGGUGCAGGAAGAGAGGAGGAAGCAGGCGCCCGAAGGAAACAAAGGAGGAACCAGCUCAGGAUUUCCCUUUGAUUUUGGACGUAUUCCCUACAAAGGAAAGCGCCCUUUGAGAGACAUGAUCGGGUCCUACAAGAACCGUCACGUCAGUGGUGACCCUUCCGCCGAGGGGCCGCAGAGCAGUGGCGGCGUCGGCAAGCCGGCCCCCGAAACGCAGUUGCAGAGCCAGCAGGAGGAGCUGGAGCGGCUGAAGAAAGACCUGUCCAGUCAGAAGGAGCUUGUGCGGCUGCUGCAGCAGACGGUCCGGUCGUCCCAGUAUGACAAGUACUUCGCCAGCAGCCGGCUCUCCGAGGGGGUCCCGAAGGACGCGCUCGACCUUCUGCACCGCAAGGAUGACCAGAUCCUGGGCCUCAGCGGCCAGCUGGAGAGGCUCACCCUGGAGAGGGAGAGUCUGCAGCAGGAAGUGAGGACGCUCAAGGGCAAGGUGGGCGAGCUCAGCGAGCAGCUGGGGAUGCUGGUGGAGACCAUCCAGGCCAAGGACGAGGUCAUCAUGAAGCUCUCGCGCCAGCUCAGCGAGAGCGAGGACAGUACGUCAUCCCCCACGGGGGUGCCCGGCUCCCCCGCCGGCAGGGAGCAGCUGGAGCUGGACAGGCUGAAAGACAGCCUCCAGGGGUAUAAAACCCAGAAUAAGUUUCUCAACAAGGAGAUUCUGGAGCUCUCGGCGCUGCGGAGAAACGCAGAAAGGAGGGAGCGGGAUCUGAUGGCCAAGUAUUCCAGCCUGGAAGCCAAGCUCUGCCAGAUAGAAAGCAAAUACCUGAUUCUGCUGCAAGAAAUGAAGACGCCCGUGUGCUCGGAAGAGCAGGGGCCCUCCCGCGAGGUCAUCGCCCAGCUGCUGGAGGACGCUCUGCAGGUGGAGGGCCCGGAGCAGCCGGAGCAGGCAUUCGUGAAGCCUCGUCUCGUCAGCGAGUACGACAUCUACGGGUUCAGGACCGUCCCAGAGGACGACGAGGAGGAGAAGCUGGUGGCCAAGGUCCGCGCGCUGGACCUGAAGACGCUGCACCUCACGGAAAACCAGGAAGUGUCCACCGGCGUCAAGUGGGAAAACUACUUCGCGAGCACGAUGACCAGGGAGAUGGCGCGCUCUCCGGAGCUGAAGAGCCUGAUCCGGGCGGGCAUCCCGCACGAGCACCGUUCCAAGGUGUGGAAGUGGUGCGUGGACCUCCACGCCCGGAAGUUCAAGGGCAGCACCGAGCCCGGGUACUUCCAGACGCUGCUCCAGAAGGCGCUGGAGAAGCAGAACCCGGCCUCCAAGCAGAUCGAGCUUGACCUGCUGCGGACCCUGCCCAACAACAAGCACUACUCCUGCCCCACCUCGGAGGGCAUCCAGAAGCUUCGCAACGUCCUGCUGGCCUUCUCCUGGCGGAACCCGGACAUCGGCUACUGCCAGGGUCUGAACAGGUUGGUGGCGGUGGCCCUCCUGUACCUGGAGCAAGAAGACGCGUUCUGGUGUCUGGUCACCAUAGUGGAAGUUUUCAUGCCUCGAGACUAUUACACCAAGACGCUGCUGGGGUCCCAGGUGGACCAGCGGGUGUUCAGAGACCUCCUGAGCGAGAAGCUACCCCGUCUGCACAGCCACCUGGAACAGCACAAAGUCGACUACACCCUCAUCACGUUCAACUGGUUUCUGGUGGUGUUUGUGGACAGCGUCGUGAGUGACGUCCUCUUUAAGAUCUGGGAUUCCUUCCUCUAUGAGGGACCAAAGGUCAUUUUCCGCUUUGCCCUGGCUCUUUUUAAAUACAAGGAGGAGGAGAUCCUGAGGUUGCAGGACUCCAUGUCCAUUUUCAAGUAUCUCCGUCACUUCACGCGCACGGUCCUCGACGCCAGGAGACUGAUCGGUAUCUCCUUCGGGGACCUCAACCCGUUCCCCCUGCGCCAGAUCCGGAACCGGCGCGCCUACCACCUGGAGAAGGUCCGGCUGGAGCUGACGGAGCUGGAGGCCAUCCGGGAGGACUUCCUGCGCGAACGGGAUGCCAGCCCUGAUAAGGGUGAGCUGGUCAGCGAUGAGGAGGACACCUGAGUCCCCCGUCCCCACCCCCCACGAUGCUGCUCUUGCCUUCACAACCAAAGUGUGCCAAAGGGCGACCGCGGAGACGUCUCUGCUCCUUUAAAAGCCCGAAUGUAACGCCCGUGGUCUCUGGAGAUCUGCCGGGCAGACAUCCAGGGCCACACCGCACUUUCUCCUUUCCACUCGCGGUGGGCUUUGUCCUGUUUACAACUGUCUUCCGUGCCGUGGCACGUGGCUGCGCCUGUCCCCGGCUCGCGUGGUCUGUGCGCCCCCAGGUGAACUGGCUGGAUGUCUUCCAGGCCCUGUUUACUGCACGUGUCAGCUGGGUUGGUCAUUGGCGCGCGCCCUGGGGACCCCGUCCCAGGCGCCUCCCUGUCUCGCUCCUCCUGCACCCCGCGCGGCUGGGGGCCUCCGCCGAGCAGCCACACUGUGUGCUUCGCGCACUCCCGGGCCACAGUGUGGCUGCUCCGGGGGCACGAGGGUAGUGAAAAGGGGCCUUUCCUAGAAAAGCAAGUGCAUCCCACGCUCAGAAGCGGCCUGUAGAAAACCCACACACCUUCCCUGCGGGUAAGCAGCCUCGCCUCAACUCUGGAACAGCACUGGCCCUUCCGUGCACAGCGUUUCAAGCAGCGAAGGGCCUGGCUUUCCAGACAGCCCACACUCCCUCCUGGGCACCAGCUGGGCUCGCCUGCCCUCAGCCUGCCCUCUGCCUGGUGCAGAUCUCUGGGAAAUCCUUCUUUUUGGCUGGCUCCGAGUCACCGAGUCAUGGUCUGUGGAGGGAGCCGUCCGCAAAGCAGGCCCUGCCCUGGGGCCUCGGUAGAGGGGACAGAGCAGGGCCAUGGUGCAGGUUCCGGGUGACAGUCGAGGUCUCCUCUGCCUGCUGGUGUGGGGGGAGGCGGCUGCCGGGGCUUGGGGCACCGCUCGGGUCCCCUCCCCAGUGCUGCCCACGGGCAUCCGCUCUGGCAGCGUCCUUGUUCAUCGCCGAGGCCGUGGGGGUCACACCGCCCAGGCAGCUCCGGAGACGGAGCGCUAGCUGUUUGAAGCCCCGGAGAGAGGCUUUGCCCAAGGAAGUGGACUUCUGCUUUAUCACAGCGAGGACCGUCCCUGAUGCGGACGUGUGACACUGUUUCCUGGCACAGUAUUGCUCAAAUAGGAAAGAAAUGACUUCAAGUGGGAUUUUUACACUACCUGGAGAAGCUGGAAACAGCCCUUAGUUGAUGUGUUCGAUGCAGCCUGAGUGCUGAACCGAUGGAAUUUGGAGCGCUUUUUUCCCAAGUGGGGAUGUCCUGUCACCAGCGUUGAGCAGGGUCCAAGCCGGGUCCGCGUCUCCACAGACUGAGUUUCCGUCCCUAGGUUGGUUGACUUGAUUUUCGGGUAUCAGACGCGUUGCACCGUUGUUCGUUUCCUGGGAGUGGCUGGUGGCGUCCUCACUGCCAUUCGCGGACCCCCUGCCCUGGCCCCCACGCAGCUGCCGGCCUGGGGACAGCGGUGAGGAUGUGCGGCCGGAUCAGACCGUAGUUUCCAGAUCAAUUUCCCGGAGGUGACGGUGCUGCUGGUUUUGUCUGUCUUGCCCCAGAAAGAUGCAUCUUAAAGAUGUGGAUGGGGCCCAGGUUCCCACUGUACGUGGCUGGAGUCGUGGUUUCGGGGAGCGGCUGGCCGGGCUGUGCUGCUGCCUCCAGGCGGUCGUCCGAGGCCGGAAGUUGGUGUGAAAGCCGAGGGGUCGGGGGAAUGGGCCAGGGGUGCUGGCCUCUGGGUGUCCGGAGGGCAGGAGCGGAGCUCGGCCUGGUCCGGACGGGACAGGAUGGGUCCGUCGCUCCAGAACCACAGGGCCCGGAACGGCGCCCUCUCCUGCCCCCUCCACCGGGCGGGCAGCGUCCCGAUGGGGGGCCUCAGCACCGGCCCAGGGCCCCUGCAGGCUGGGUCUCGUGGCGACACUUCUUGCCCAAACGCGUGUACCAUGGCCAAGGGGAUUCCCUCAACGUGUUGGGGGGGGCACCUGCCAGCUUGCACGUGGAUGUGUUUUUGUUUCAUGGGUUGAACACGUUAAUACUUUUGUAUAUUUUUUCACUACAGUUUAUAUUUUUAUAGACUUUGUAUCGAGGUUUUUCUAGAUGACGUACAUCUAUUUUAUAUAACGAGUCUUGUGUACGGCUCCCUGUAUUUGUGUAUAAACCUGAGCACGACGUGGCUCCCCACUCCUGGGCCCCGGGCAUCCCGCCUCUGGCUCAUGCUGGGGCUGCUUCCCCGGGCAGCACCUCCCUGGUCACUUGCGGCCAUGCCGACAGCUGUCCAGCACCCGCUGGGGCUGGACCGAGACUGGAUUCUCCUCCAUUGUAUCCAUAUAGGAAAUAUUCUAGGCAGAUAGCCAGCGCGUUUUCCUUUUUGAAGCUAAACGUGUGUAUUGCACAAAUCCCCACCCUUGGCUUUGUGCCGCGUGGUCUUCCCCAGGUGCCCUGGGCGGCGGUCAGCCUGGGGCGGGAGGGGGUGUGCCGGCAGGGGGGCUGCUGGCAGGUGACUUUCCUUCAUGUCUCUGCAGCUUCUGUGCUCGUCUUCCAGUUAAACUUUGGAACGGUCCUACUAAAAAGCCAAAUAAACUACUAAUUUGUAUAACA
Felis catus (domestic cat) is the source of this 5897-nucleotide messenger RNA. It is a transcript of the gene TBC1D2B, whose product is annotated as TBC1 domain family member 2B. Lineage: Eukaryota; Metazoa; Chordata; Mammalia; Carnivora; Felidae. The transcript has 13 exons. Bases 754 to 3297 code for a protein of 847 amino acids. The record is from RefSeq and is a predicted model, not a curated record.